Molecule: messenger RNA, 1219 nt
Organism: Papilio xuthus (Asian swallowtail)
Lineage: Eukaryota; Metazoa; Arthropoda; Insecta; Lepidoptera; Papilionidae
Exons: 4
Coding region: 541-1173 (210 amino acids)
Source: RefSeq, a predicted model, not a curated record
GUUUCAGAAGAAAAUUGUUAUUUAAAGGUCGGUGCAGAUGCUCUAUAGUUCGUCAUCUUCAAUGAGUUUAGAGCAUAUAUGUAGUUUUGAAUUUCGCGGUGCGGUAUAUGCAGUAUAAUGUAGGUAAGCCAACUCAUUUUUUUAUUAUCCUGCACAAGAGGGUAGUUUAAAAUUCCGCAACGUCGCGGUCGGGCGCGGGGCCUGCGGGGCCUUGUGCGGGGAGAGCAGUGAGUCGCCAGUUGAAUGUCAGCAGCGGGUGACAACGAAAGUUGGACGGAAAAAUUUACACAUCGGUCGUUUCGGUUUCAUGGCGUACAGGGUCGCUAAGUUUACGGUUCCGCGUUCGGUUCGACGAAGACACUUAUACAAUGUGCUUACGGAAAAUAGUGCAUCAGUUGUAUCAGUAGGGCAGCAUCGCUGGCGCCUUUCGACUAUUUAACAGUGACUUGACUCGAUUGACACCGACAAAGUGACCAGGCGACUACAGGCGGUGAACGGGGCAUCAUGUUGGACAUUUAACUGUAGUGAUCAUUCGAAAAAAUGAAUUUAACUACUUUUUACUUAUUUUUAUGCAUAAUUUUCGCAGGCAGAGGAGAUGAAAGGUGGAAAAAACGAACAAGAGAAAAGUCAUAUAUUGUGAGAGUAUUAGAUGAAUCCACAGAAAUAGAACGAGAUAUGUGGCCAUAUAAGGACUUUGAUGUAGACACAGAAAAUGAAUUCUACAGCAGUAUGCACAGUAAAUUACCAAAACAUAAGAAGCAUCUUAAAAGAAUACAGAGCACGAAAUUAGAAGAUAACAAGAAGAAACCUAUUUUAGAUAAUAGUUUAUAUAAUGUAUACAUAAGUUAUAAUCGCUUAAAUAACAUAUCAAAAGAUGUGUCAAUAAACUUAAAUAAUUUAAGAAAUGUUAAAAAUAGUAAGGUACAUGAUAAAAUUAUACCCAAAUGGCCUAAAUUUCAAGAUCUUUUGCUAUCAAUUGGUGUAGAGUAUGAUUUUAAAAGUGACAGAUGGAUAAAAGUAAAAGGAAAACUUCAAAAAAUAACCAACGAAGUUGUUAAACACGUUAGUACUGAACCUAAUCAUCAGAAACAUGAAUUUAAAUAUCGAACUAUUAGAAUUAAUGGUAGUAAAAAAAGAAAAAAUAUCAUAAUAGCUCUUACAGCGAUAAGAUAGAAUAGAAUAAUGAUCGCUAAAUCAAAUAACCGUAGGUUUACACUAC